Cuscuta epithymum is the source of this 916-nucleotide messenger RNA. The record is from the annotation of a GenBank genome assembly. NCBI's taxonomy places the organism in Eukaryota, Viridiplantae, Streptophyta, Magnoliopsida, Solanales, Convolvulaceae.
CUGACUUAAAUAUAUUAUUAAAAAAGAAUUAAGUACCCAUUAAUUAGAAGAUUACAGGUUGAUCCCAUUUUUGCAGCUAUAAAUAGCAAAUAAACUAGCUACUAAAAAUCAAGAACAGCAAAAGAUGGCGUCUUCUUCCCACAAACUCUCAAUCUUCUUUUCUUUCUUUGUAGCUCUAAUCUCCAUCACAACCAUUAAUGGAGAUCUCAUAGAUACUGUCUGUGCUAAGACUCAACGUCCUCCUUUCUGCCAGCAAACCCUAAGAGCUGACCCUCGUUCCAAGACAGCUGACCUUAAAGGGUUAGGGUUCAUCUCCAUUGAUAUCACAACAAAGCAGGCCAAUUCAGGGAAGACCCUAGUCCAGUCCCUUCUGAAUGGGGCCGUUGAUCAGAAAGUAAAGUCAGCACUCUCUUCUUGCUUGGAGAACUAUGGGGACUCCAUUGAUACUCUUGGGGAGUGCUCAGAUGCUUUGAAGUCUGGAGAUUAUGGAGGUUUAAAUAUCAAAGCUUCUUCUGCAUUGGAUAGCUUUGGGACUUGUGAUGAUGGGUUCUCUGAUUUCUCUAAGCCUGAGCCUCCUCAGCUGAAAGAUGCUAGUUCUAAUUUGCAAGGAAUUUGUGAUAUUAUUUUGGUUAUUAGCAAUCUUUUGAAGGCAUAGAGAGUGAUUAUAUUAAUUAAUAGUGAUUGCUUUGUUUUCCACUAUAUUAUGUCAAGUUUUAGGAAGUGGGUGUAGUUUUAGAAGGCAAUAACGUUGUAGUGGUGCCACAAUCAAUAAAUUUUGCAUGCAUGCGUAGCGGUUAUAAUUUAAAGAAAUACGAUCAUAGAAUAAUACUCGGAAGAUAUCCGAAUUAUAUUACAUUGAAUUAGUUUGAGAUUAUUGCUAUUAUUAUACGUAGUAUAUAAUUCCAUUAUAUUGUCU